Esox lucius (northern pike) is the source of this 1508-nucleotide messenger RNA. It is a transcript of the gene grem1b, whose product is annotated as gremlin 1b. The record is from RefSeq and is a predicted model, not a curated record. The coding region runs from base 222 to 773 and encodes 183 amino acids. Gene Ontology annotation, molecular function: BMP binding; receptor ligand activity. The transcript is spliced from 2 exons. Lineage: Eukaryota; Metazoa; Chordata; Actinopteri; Esociformes; Esocidae. Gene Ontology annotation, biological process: animal organ morphogenesis.
UGGCAGACAUUUAAAAAGGAGACUGUCCGGCGCUGCUGCAAUUUGUAUUAAAACCCCAGCCUCUUUCUAUGGAAUCGUUAGAGACUCCAGACUCCCAACAGCGCGCUUCUCCUCUGCAGUACUACCGUUUCCACCAUUAGCUGACUCGUGCCCCGGGACACCUUCUAAAGAACACCCACAAGAGAUAAUUUCAUUUGUGGCAACUUGGAGCGUUUGACAGGAUGGCCAGAUCGGCGCGUAUCGUCUGUGGGAUGGUUUUCAUCCUAGGACUGCUCUCAUCUCCAGUGGAUUCCCAAAGGAACAGGGGCACCCAAGGCGCCAUCCCUCAUCCCGACAAAAACAACCCAAACGAAUCGGAGCAGCAACCACAGACACCGCAGGCGGGCUCUGGUUCUCGAGGGCGGGGAAAGACCUCUGCUGCGCCGGCUGAGGAGGUGCUGGAGUCCAGCCAAGAAGCAUUGCAUGUCACGGAGCGCAGAUAUCUUAAACGCGACUGGUGCAAGACCCAGCCACUCAAACAGACCAUCCACGAGGAAGGCUGCAUCAGUCGCACCAUCAUUAACAGGUUCUGUUACGGACAGUGUAAUUCUUUUUACAUCCCCAGACAUGUCCGCAGGGAAGAGGGAGCCUUCCAGUCAUGUUCAUUCUGCAAGCCGAAACGAUUUACAACCAUGACUUUCACUUUGAAUUGUCCGGACCAGCAGCCGUCCACCAAGAAGAAGCGCAUCCAACGCGUAAAGCAAUGCCGCUGCAUCUCCAUAGACUUGGACUAGACCUGGGGUUGGGAUGCGGUUAAUUGUUCUCCUCAUCAAACAACUAUUGGAUUGUUCAUAUGAAGGAAACCACCUUUAUGACUGACAGGGAGCAUUAUUUCCCUAUCCAAGAUCAGACAGACGUGCAUCCCAUGUUAUACUUGGGCAUUCUAGUUUGUAAACAAAGCCUGCUGUAGUUCAUACACUAUUAUGUGUCUAAUUUCUCAUUAUUGAAAUUGCAAUAGCUGCCUAUGGCAAGCAACGUUGGUAUAACAUGGAAUGAACCAAACAAGCUGCCGAUUGACUUGUAACCAAGCGCACGGCUUUUCUCAACCUCCGCAAAUAGGUCUGCAGAGAGUUUUCUUACAGAACGUUUACUCUUUCGGACAGAAACAGUAAUAGGCUUUCACAACAAAUUAUAAUGGAGGGUAAUACGAUGGACAGUGAGUUUAUAAUGGUUGAUAGUUUCCACUAUGUGGAAUUUGAAAAUAAUUGACGACUAUUUAAUGUGGCCAGAAUGCUCCACUGCAGUGUUCUGUAGCUAUUAUAGUUGAUUAAGGAGAGGUUUUGUAAAGUAUGCUAAGCCUAAUAUACAACUGUUUGUAUUAGUUUGACAUUUAAAUGAAAAUAUUAGAUGUUUAUAAUGCUAUAGAUGGAAGCGUUUCUUUGUUUAAAAAAUGUUAUUCAUACAGCAAUUGUAUAUGAAACAGUUUCAUAGUUAUGUCGGAGCAAAUCAUCCAGAAAACAAAAUAAACA